This is a messenger RNA of Ostrea edulis (European flat oyster), 9684 nucleotides long. Its product is annotated as inactive tyrosine-protein kinase transmembrane receptor ROR1-like. The transcript has 19 exons. Gene Ontology annotation, molecular function: transmembrane receptor protein tyrosine kinase activity; protein binding; ATP binding. The record is from RefSeq and is a predicted model, not a curated record. Gene Ontology annotation, cellular component: signaling receptor complex; membrane. The coding region runs from base 4223 to 7282 and encodes 1019 amino acids. Gene Ontology annotation, biological process: protein phosphorylation; multicellular organism development; positive regulation of kinase activity. NCBI's taxonomy places the organism in Eukaryota, Metazoa, Mollusca, Bivalvia, Ostreida, Ostreidae.
AUUCGAAGACUGCAUUGCAAUGCUGCACGUUUCGCGCAGUAAGGGUCAGGUGCUUGACGUGCACGAAAUUAACGGACUGCGCCGUAAGGUUUGCCUCAGAAAUCAUACUGACCCAAGCAGGGUCUGCAUGGGAAGUGUGAGGAUUCAUCUGUUAUUGCAGUGCCAAAUUUAUUCCAGAAAAUGUUUUGAGAUAAAAAAGGUUCCAUGAGAAAUUCCUGCUCUUGAGUUUAUCUUGGUAGUUGCCACCAAUGGAAAGUCCUGUUGCCAGCAGCAAACUCACUAAGGAAUUCCUAAGGAAGGCAAAGAGUGCCGCCUAUGUGCUCUACAGAUGUUGGUCAGUUGAAUAGCUGUGAUACAUGAUUCAUUGCUACAAUCAAAUGGUAAUUCAAACUAGCACUGUCUCAGCUGAUAACAGCCCCACAGUGAAAAGCAGGCAGGAAAUCCAAAUUCCCCUCAUCUGCAGAAUUACUGUGUGAGAUGUGAACUUAUCAAUUUGUCUUCCAAAGAAUGUAGGACAGCACUCACUGGUUCCUGGUAAUGAAUAUUUGUAAAAGUCGGCAUGCUUUUAUAAGCAUUUGAUUAUGUAAAUAAGGUUUUGGGCAUGCAUAUCUUCUGUGAACCAAAAAGACACCACUUUCCUGCAUCAAAAUAUUUUGGGUGUUUUACUAUAUGAAAAAUUUAUGAAAAUUGCAGAUUUUAGUUGGGGAAAUAUCCACUUUAUAAGGGUUUAUAGUAAUUUCUUCAAAAGUGUAUUCUUUGAUAUUGAUAUAAAUAAGGUGUACUUCGAAAAUAAAAUUCUGCUGCUGAUUUGAUACUGAUUCUGCACUUUGAAUUUUGAAUUUCAUGAUGUGGAUAUUUUAAAAGCGGUAUGAUGCUCUCAAGUUCAUUUAACCUUUGAAUUCCCUGGAUGACAUUGUAUGGGCCUCUAGUGUGCUACUAAAGGCACUACCCAGGGGCCCCCUUUUCUAUUAAGCAUCCCAUAUUUAUGUGGCAAUAUUCCAUUAUCACCUGCAUUUGGUGUUUAUGUUUCUCGACAGAUUCAAUACGCGAGAGCAUGUACUGCGUGUGAUCAGUUUUUAAAUUGAGGCAAGCUACUGACAAAUAAGGUUUCAAUAGUGUCAGUAUUUUGCAAAUUCUGUGGUUGUUAAAAUGAUCUAAUUUGUAAAUACAAACUGUCACUUAAGGUUGACUGCUGUCUUAUGCAUUUCAUACUAAUUGUUAGGCCAUUCUUUAUAUACUGAUCUGAUUAAGGUAUAGGGCUCAUGGCAGGACUGUAACUGGUCAACAGGAGAUGCUUACUCCUCCUUAAAGCACCUGGUCCAAUGUCUGAUAUGCCCUGGGGUCUGUGCAUGCCAUACUUUCAGUUUUAUAAUCUUUCUGGGAUUGGUCACUGUUCAAUGUCUUUGUCUUUUCAUUUCAUAUUUGAGGAACUUGACCAAUUAUUGACCACCUUGGUGUCAUGUUUCAAAUAUUUUCCAGAUUGCAGAGUGGAAAGACCACUUUUUUAAAGGAUAUUUAUGACAUGAUUUUUAAAAGAAAAUAAAUGGUGAAUGGGUAUAUAUUCGUACCGUAAACCGACUUUUAUUUGUGAUGACUUUUUUUGUGAUUUCUCAGUGAUAAAAUGGUUCGCGGUGACUAAUUUUUGUGACGGAAAUAAUCUUUAACAGUACAUGAGACAUUUAUAAUAAAGGAUUGGUUCAUGGUGACGAAGUUCUCAUGAACCUUGUGAAAAUUUAUCGCAAACAAAGAACAGUUGGUUUACAGUAUGUGAUUAGUGUUGUCUACAUAGUUUAAGAUUGCUGUCUGCUGAGUCUCUCAUUUAAUUUGUCAUAUUUAUUGUUAUUACAGUAUUAAAUUUAUCUUGGCUAUUGUAUAAUUGUAUCAAUUUGUUUAUAACAGGUUUAUUUUUAGCAAAAUUUGGCAUAUGAGAUGGUGGGUGAUGUCCAGGCAUCAACCUUUCACUUUCAAACUACCAUUUAAAUUUUACAUGAUCAGUCUUCAUGAUUAUGUAAGAGUUGGGGCUAUCGGGGAUGUGGACCAUAAGCCCCGUUCACAUGCGCUGAUUUACUCAUGGAGUGCAAAUUUUGCAUAUAUGCAAAAAUUGCACCCAUGUGUAAAAGUAUAUUUGCUAAGCUUUCACAUGGUACUUAACAAAUUAGGGUCAAAUGGCAAUGAUUCUCGAAGUUUGAUAAAGAUGGCGGAUUAUUUUCAAUUGAGAAGGAGGAUUUUCCCUUACUGUGUAGGCUUCGGUGACAAAUUUGAUUGAUCAAGAUAUGUCUACGACACUCCAUGCAAUAUGUUUGCAGAAAUACGGUGUAUUUUAUGAGGAAACCGAUCUCAUACUCGGUGAUACUGCGUUUGCUCCUCUUCGGAGCCGAGCCGUCGUGAUCCACAGUGACGAUUCCUCGUGUGUAACGUUGUAUGCGUUCACAUGACGAAAAAUACACUAGGAGUAAAUAUACACAUAUGCAAAAGUAAAUUUGCAUCUGGUCUGAGUAGGUGCAGAUUUACACCCGGGUGUAUAUUUGCACAUAUGUAUAUUUACUUUUGCAUAUAUGCAAUUGCAUUCACAUGCUCAAAUUUACACCCGGGUGUAGAUUUUGCAUAUAUGCAGAAUUUGCAUACCGUGAGUAAAUCGGCAUGUGAACGGGGCUUAAAGCUGCCUAGAUGGCUCAGUGGUAAUUUAGCACCUUACUAGUAAUGCAGGGGUCCUGGGUUUGAAUCAUGGUCCAGUCAAAAAUUUUCUCCUUUCAUAUAUUACAUUUGGUGACCACCCCUAGAUUUCUGGUGAAAGUCCUGCUAGGGGGCGAAAAGAAUCUUGGUUAUUUGUCUUUGAGGACAAAGACAAUUUAAAACAGGAGGAAAGUGUAGAAGUUAGGGUGUAUAUGUGGACUGUUAUUAUCGGCUUGGAUAGCUCAGUUGUUGGAGCACCUGACUUAAUGCAGGGGUCCUGGGUUCAAUUCCUGUUCCUCUACUGCAAUUAGGUUAGGGGUGCAGAGUUCUACAUACUAGGUUAGGGGUGCAGAGUUCUACAUACUAGGAAAAUACAGGAAAAGUCUUUCAAAAUCAAGAAGGCUACAAUUUGGCUAAUGUAAUGCUCAAUAUCACAACAAAAAUGAAAGUCACUGUAAUAUUCAAGCUUUUAUGUGUAUGAUAAUUGAAUAACAGUAAUUUUCUGUAGAAAUGUUUGAAAACCUUCUUUUCAAUACCGUCAAAAACCACUUUUUGUGAAAGAAUAUGCAAGCGUAUGAGUGCAAAACAUACAGUUGUUAAGUAAUGGGUCCCCUCAUUGUAUGAGGUAGGCCAUACUCCAUCAUCUUUUGAUGGCAAAUUUAAACAACAUGGCAUCCAGAACAUCAUUUUUAAAAUUUGUAGUUUUUAUUAUUAUAUAUACAUUUGUAUUUACAUACUAAAAGUUUUAUUCUUCCACAAAACACUCUAAAUUUGUUAUUGACUGGAAACCUAAUCAGCAAUAAUAUAUAAUCAAGGUAAUUCAGGUGAGUUUUGUUGCCUAUGAGACACUUAAAUGCUCAACUUGGGAGAAAAUGAUAAGACAUCCAUAUUGACUGAAAUUUGAUUUAUCGAUGGGUCCACUGUCAAUUAAACACUUAUUCUUUGACAGAUUUGAAAAUUACCACAACUAUCUAUAGAGCAAUUGAAAAUUGCCUUACUGUCAAUGUUGGUAUUACUGUAUAAAGUGAAAUAGGAACUCCACACAAUGACUGGCAUUUAGGUCUGGAAGAUAAAGUGAAAAACUGGGAAGUGAGAAGGCUUAUACAGUGACCAGAUUGGACUAAUGGACAGAAUUUUACACAUGUCAGGAGGCUAUGCUUGGCUGAAGCUCUAGAGUCAAGUCAGCUUGAUGCCAAUUUUUGUAAACAUUUGGUGGUGAUAUUCAGUCUGCAGAGUUGAAAGGGAGAUUCUGAGACAGUGAAGGUUUUUUAUGGAACUGAAUAUUUCUCAGACAUUGUCCAGAGCAUAACAUUUUUCACCAGUGAAAGUCUGUAAAAAAUGGCUGGGCAUGAGCGGUGUCAUUCAUACCCUACUGAUUUCGCGCAUGGACGGAGAGAUGACAGAUAAUUGUUUUAUCAACUUGUGUGCGAUAUUCUUUUUUGUGAUUGGUAUCAGCUUUUAAAAAAAUAUUUUUGAACAGUUUACAAUUAAUGAUUUCUUGAAUUCCCAUAAAAUCUGGAGUAUACAAGAUAAAACAAGUGAUUUUGUGAUGUUCAGAAUGGAUAUUGCAACUCAAAUGUCUCAAGAUUCGGUGAAGAGCUGGAGGUACAUGGCAUCAGUUUUUCUUCUCCUCUUACUUACUUACAAAGUGUCAAGCCAAAUCCACAAAGACCUGGCGAAGUCUGGAGGCGACAAUGUGGGCGAUGACUCUUACUACUACAAUAGCCGUCCUAUGACAGACAGUCAACAACAGGAACUGUUUGAUGAUGGAGGAAAAGCCCAGUUAAAUCUGGACUUUGCAAUGAAAAACAUCACCAAAUACAAGGGAGAGCAUGUUCGGAUUCGCUGCGAAAUUUCGGGAAAUCCAUUACCACGCUACAAGUGGUUUAAAGAUGAUGUACCUAUCAGAGAAAAUGAGGACCGAAUCAACAGUAAACUCACUCCUUGGGGAGCACGGUUGAAAAUAGAGAGUGCUGAUGUGUUUGACAGUGGCUGGUAUAUGUGUAAAGCCUCCAACAAUGCUGGAGAAGUCAACACUACGGGUUAUAUACUGAUCAAGAACGAGUACCCUCCGAAAACCAAGAAUUCUGGUAACAAAGGCAAUAAUCAGCCAGAUAUCCGUGACGACACAGACACCUUUUCUGGGAAAUACAAUCCAGAUGUAUACAAGACUUAUGUGGCAGAAGACAAAAAGUCCCAGGAGAGAGGAGAUGGGUUCUGUCAGGCUUUCAGAGGAAACACCUGUGCAAAGUUCUUUGGGAAUCAGAGCAUCUAUGUAACAUCUGAAUAUUCACAAGGACUCAAAGAAAAUAGCUUUAUCAGUGGCUUUACCAUAAUUGCUUCCUCUAGUGAGAUGUCUACCACUUGUCACCAGUAUGCCAUUCCAUUCCUAUGUUACUUCACUUUUCCACUGUGUGACCACUCCACAGAAGAACCACGUCCACGACAGGUGUGUCGCGACGAGUGUGAGGAGCUGGAACAGAACGUCUGCCAAAAGGAAUACAAAUUGGGCAUGAACCAUCCUGAUAUUGGUAAACGGUUCCUUCCUGUUUGUAAAGACCUUCCCCCUGUUGGAACCCCUGAGGGAAAUAACUGUGUGCGGAUUGGAGUGCCAUCUCGCACAAAAUCAGUGUGGUAUGGACAAAAUGAGGAUACGCGAAUCAGUGGCGGAUAUGAUAUCCCAGAGCACAGUUGUUAUACAGGAAGGGGAGAGAACUACCGAGGAACCCACCACAGAACCAUUACAGGGAAAACCUGUGUCAAAUGGCAAAACAACCCCAAAUUCCCAGACCAUCAAUCACUGGGAAACCAUAACCUGUGUAGGAACCCUAACGAAGACCCCAAAGGUCCCUGGUGUUAUGUUGACCAUCACUUCAAGAAGAAUGAGACAUGUCAAGUUCCUCGAUGCACCACUGGAGCUGAGCCUGUCAACAAAUUGAUGUACAUCCUGGUACCUGGAAUAAUUGUUCCUCUAGCUUUGAUCAUCCUCAUUGCUGUGGUGUGUUUGUGUCAGAAAAAGAAUGAAAAGGGGGCUAAUAGUAAGGGCACUAAUUCCUCCCAGAAUUCCACAGUGGAAACAGUGCCGCUCACUGGAAAAACCACAGCAUGCAGGAUUAGAGAAUUCCCUUUGUCUUCUAUUCGAUUCCUGCAAGAACUGGGUGAAGGAGCAUUUGGAAAAGUGUAUAAAGGUGAAGUGAUGGGAUUAUAUGCAGAUAGUACUGUGUCAAAAGUGGCCAUUAAAACUUUGAAGGAAAAUGCAAUGCCAAAAGUUAAGAAUGACUUUAGGAGGGAAGUGGACCUUAUGACUGAACUGCGCCACCCAAACAUUGUGUGUCUGUUGGGAGUCUCAAUGAAACAAGAACCAAUGUGCAUGUUAUUUGAGUUCAUGCCUUUUGGCGAUUUACACGAGUAUCUGCUCACUCACUCACCGAAUUCUGACAUGUCUAGUGUGGAUGAUGAAAGUGGAAAGAAGAUAAUUCUAGAAUAUCCAGAAAUGUUGUUUAUUUCCAUUCAGGUUGCAGCAGGAAUGGAAUAUCUUGCGAGUCACCAUUUUGUUCACCGAGAUCUGGCAGCUAGGAAUAUAUUGGUGGGAGAUAAUUUGUCGGUAAAGAUUUCAGACUUUGGUCUAUCCAGAGACAUAUACUCCUCAGACUACUAUCGUGUACAGAGUAAAUCCUUGUUACCUGUGAGAUGGAUGCCUUUGGAGGCUAUCCUGUAUGGAAAAUUCACCACAGAAAGUGAUGUCUGGUCGUAUGGAGUGGUGCUAUGGGAAAUAUUUAGUUACGGACUUCAGCCUUACUACGGUUACACAAAUCAAGAAGUGAUAGAUGUUGUCAGAUCUCGUCAAAUCCUACCAAAUCCCGAGGAUUGUCCCCCACGAAUGUAUGGUCUCAUGGUGGAGUGCUGGCAUGAGAACCCUACACGGAGGCCAACCUUUAGAGAAAUUCAUGCUCGCUUGCGUGCUUGGAAAACUGAGGUGCUCAUGCAGAAUCCACACUGGAGCCUGAGUCAGAGUCACUCAGCACACAGUGGUAGUACGCACCAGAGCUCACAGAGUGGACCGAGUCAUCACAGUAGUACUGGUCCCAGCAACACAACAGCAUUGACAGGCCUAACAGGAAGCAGUGGAGGAUCCGAGACCCCUGGCCAACACCCACAGGUCCAAGUGGUGGAUCCACGUUACACAGACUUACCAAGAGUGCAUUACACUCCAGCUCAAGCUGGCCCCCACCCAUCCCAAAUGAUGCAGUCCCCCCCUGUCCCACACAAUUACCCCAUGAUGGCACAUCCUCAAAUGGGUAACCAUCAGAAAUUACAACAACAGCCCCUGUACCCAGUGGUGGGUCUGAAUGGCCCUCAGAAAAUUUCUCCAGCAGAAUCUGUAGCUUCCAGUCAUAAGUCAUCUACUAGCUCUGCAUCGCAGGACUCAACUGCAAACUACAAAAUAGGUGGCCCCGCCACUAUUCCCCACACACAGAUGGGGGGAGUGAACACUGUGCCUAAUGGGGUGGCUGUGUCCAACGGACCAUCAGACUGUCAGAGAUUCAAUAACUUGAUGGCACAAAAUGUGUACAUUCCUGACCAGAGGACAGUCGAGUAUCACGAGUGAAGAUGAAGGCAUUUUGUGGUGUAACCUUCUUAGCACAGUUAUACUCAAUAAAUCAAAAUAUAUCGUAGGUAUUAUUUAGAGAUGAACAGUGAUCAAGAGUUCAAAUCAAUCACAGUUCAAAAGUGCACCAACUUCUGCAGAUGUGGAUAUUUUCAUUUGCAUGUGGACAUAUGAACUCGGAAACUCUAAAUUAUGACUGAAGUUAUUUUUCUUUUAUUGCCAGACACACGAUUGUUUAGGAGCAUCAUUGAAUUUUUUAUCAGUUGAUGCAUCUAAUCUACCUGUAUGAUGCUUGUUUCAUACCUGACAUUAUAUAUAUUUUAGUGUCAUUGUAGUGUCUUGUUCAGUAUUGUUUAUAAAACAAUGUGUAUUUGUGUAUGUUUGAAUGUUUCUCUAUAGAUAUACCAAAGCAAAUAAUUUUCUAGUCAAUGCCUUGAAAUGUUGAGGCGACCUGCAUAAUUUUACCACUGACAAAUUUAUAAUGAAUGUGUAUUGCUUGUUCAUGCAAGUCCUGUAUCUGUUGUAUUUUUUGCUCUUAGCAUUAAGUGAAUUUUGAUGAAGGCUCCAAAACACAGAUUAGUUCUACCACCUCCAGUAGUUUACGUUUCCUACUAUGUAUAUGAACGAUUUCAUUUUUACUUGGAAAUUCUAUAAAUUAAAGGAAACCUUUUUCUGAUUCAUCAGAGUGACUAAUGUCUGAACCAGUGUGAUUGCAUUUAGAAGUAUGAAUUUUAAAGACCAAAUUUCAUAAUUGCGGCAGAAACACUUAAAAGUCUCCAUUUCUUGUCAUAACAUCAAUAUUUCUAUUUAAUUAAUUUGUCAAAAAUGAGAUGCAAAACCGAAUCAAAUUAUACAAUAUGAGCUUCUGUGGUCAUAUAGAUUCAUACAACGCAAUCUGUGCAAUAGGAGUCCAUGAUCAAAUAAGUGGAAUUGACCAAUAUAUCAUGGCUGAUCUUGUGAUCUUCAUCUGUUGGGCCAUCAUCUAAAUUUCCAUUAGUUUAAAUCUGUUGCCAAUGUAAACCUUUCAGCUUCACACUUUUUGUAUUGUUGAAAACUUGUUAAUGAAUCUGUGUUUGAGAUCCAAUGAAAUGAGGCGUGUAUAUUUGUUAGUGACUGAGAGUUAUGAUGGAGUGAGAGAGUAGAAGGAGUAUGAGAGAGAGAAAAGAAACGAACAUGACAACAGUAUGGGUAUUUUCACAUUGGUGCUUCUGUUAGUGUAUAAUCAUAGAUCACAAAAACUUCUUCUAGGCAAUGAUUAUUAGAGAUCUGUUGUGGAAAAAAACCAGUAUCCGUCCAUAUCAGGAUUUUUCAUUCACAAAGGGAUAAAUUAGAUGAAAGUUUAUUUAUUUCUAAUAUUGUUAAUCCAUGGGUACUGAUUUUCUGAAAAGUUCUGUAGUGUGCAGUAUGAUUCUGUUGAAAUCCUUCAGAGCUUUGCUCAAUAAAUCCAAAUACAGUACUGGAAAACACCAUCAACAGACUUCCAUUCUUUACAAUUUUGGUCAGUUUUUUCCCCCUCUUAUUAUGUUUCCCUUAUAAAACAUUGGUCAUAACUUUUUGAACUAUUCAAGAUAGACUUCAUUCUUAGUGAACUAAAAGGCCAAGAUCAAAGCUGUGUUGUGUGGCUACUCAAGGUCAUUCAUCAAGGUCAUACUCGCUACAAAUGAAUGUGGCCAAGCUUGGGGUCUUAGUGUUUCACUGAUGCAUCUCGUUUUUUCAUAUUGCUGAAUUUUAAGUAGAAGUUUGUAUAUUUUGAUAAAAAGCAAAAAUCUAGACAACAGAAUAAGAAAUAUUUAUAGAAACUGGUUACAAGUAGCAUGCAGUUAGAGUUACCUCCCAUUACACCAAUCAUUGGUAAUCUUGGUUAUUGUACCAUGUUUUGUGUUUAUGAAUUGUAACUUUAAAUUUAUCUUUUUGUAUGCAACACAUGUUUUCCUUUGUAAAUUUCAUAGUUUAAAACUUUACACAUGAAAAUGUUAAAAUCGAUCACCAGACAAUCAUCGGUAUUAUACCAAAUGCUACUACUCUUCGAGUUUUCAUGACCGAGAUGUAAAUUAUGUUGUGUAUCCAUAGUUUAUAUUUGAAAAAAAUGCAACAUACACUCAUAAUUCUGUAUUGAUUUUUUUUAAUGGUGCAUUUUGUUAUUGCUUUUGUAAGCUUCUCAUAGACAACUAGACCAGAUAGAUGCUACAUCCAUCAUUAUGUAUGAUAUUGUGUAUAUAGAGAAGUCGCCCGGCAGGUCAGCUGAUCUAGGUGCUGCUGUAUGUAAGCUUCUGUGGGUAGAGUAGCUGAAAAAAUUUCAGUUUAACAUUUCAUUUCAAAAUCAUCCCAAGCUGCCGCAUAAUGAGUGGUAUUGUAUGCAAGAUUUCAUUUUCACAGCCAAAUAAAAUUGUUUGAUAAUCUCA